AAUACAACCCUGCCCACUCUGUCCACGUCUCACAUAUACGCUCGCUGUGGACGUCCGAGGCACCAAACACUCCUUUGCCGUACGAUCUUCUGUGGACAAUCUCGAGAGCGAGCCUUCUCCCGACGACGACCCAGCCUUGCUCGGGCCAGCCUCAAUACACCCCAAAGAGCACCCACAGCAACCAAUCGGCACUGACGACGCAGUCUGCUCACCAUGACGGCCAUUCCGCCGUUCAUCGUGGCGCCCAUGCUGGACUUUGUCCGGGCGGAGCUGAUUGUCAACUGCCUCGUGGUCUUUGUGAUGCUGAGCGUGGUCGGCCUUCGGACCUACGCCAGGAUCAACGGCGCGGGGAUCGGCCUUGAUGACAUCCUUAUCCUACUUGCCGCUCCGCUUGGUGUUGGAAUGCUCGUCUGCCAGGGUUUCCUCAGCAUGGUCGGGACAGGCUACGAGUUGAAGGACAAUAUGCAGUUCGCUGUCAAUGCGCCCUUCAUCUUCUUCAUGGCGUUUUGCAUGGAAGUCAUCUACGUGCCGUGCCUGGCACUAUCCAAGGCUAGCAUGCUCCUCUUCUACCGCCGCGUCUUCUCCACGCCCGGCAUGCAGAGGGCAGUCGACAUUGCCCUGGGACUCGUGGUUGUCUGGACCAUCGCCUUUGAGUGCGCCUGCAUCUUCCUGUGCAACCCCGUCUCGUUCUUCUGGAACCGGUUCGGCGAAGGCCAGUGCGGCGACUUCCUGGCCAUGAUUUGCACCCUCAUUGCGACCAACGCGCUCGGGGACCUGAUCGUCAUGAUCAUGCCAAUGCGCACUGUCUGGUCGCUGCAGAUGAAGAAGACCGAGAAGAUUGGCAUCAUGUCUAGUUUCGCGCUGGGCCUUGCCUGCAUCGUCAUCGCCAUCUUUCGCGUCAUCUACUUGAUCAAGGUCGACAUGGCCAGCAACGUCACCGGCACAAUGGCCACGACAGUCCUUCUCUUCACCCUCGAGCCGAACCUCGCCAUCCUGUCCGUCAGCAUCCCGAUGCUUCGGCCCCUGAUCACGAGCUACCGCAAGCGCAACCAAUCGUCCCGCCUGUACGACGAUAAGCUCAGCUCCGCGUCCGGAAACGGAUUGCGCACCAUCGGCGGCGGCGGCGGCGGUGGCGCUGGCUCACAAGGUCACCGCAGCAAGUUCAGCAAGGCCGAUCCACUCGAGGAGACGGUGUGGGAGAUGGAGCGGUACCGGCCCGCGAACGAGACCACGAUCGGCGGCACCAGCAGCCCCGUUCUCAACAUCAACGAGACCUCGACGCUCCAUCUCAGUGACGACGACUCGGGCAGCGCCAAGUCGCUCACCAAGAAGCAGCACCAAUAUCUCCCGCCCAUGCCCGCGUCUCCGGCGAUGCCACUGCCGUCGAACAACGUGAUCGGCGUCAAGACGACCUGGACAGUCACGCACGGCUCGACAUAG
Molecule: messenger RNA, 1440 nt
Organism: Microdochium trichocladiopsis
Lineage: Eukaryota; Fungi; Ascomycota; Sordariomycetes; Xylariales; Microdochiaceae
Exons: 5
Coding region: 214-1440 (408 amino acids)
Source: RefSeq, a predicted model, not a curated record